This is a messenger RNA of Dothidotthia symphoricarpi CBS 119687, 869 nucleotides long. RefSeq lists its product as uncharacterized. Gene Ontology annotation, cellular component: membrane. The record is from RefSeq and is a predicted model, not a curated record. NCBI's taxonomy places the organism in Eukaryota, Fungi, Ascomycota, Dothideomycetes, Pleosporales, Dothidotthiaceae. The transcript has a single exon. The coding region runs from base 118 to 684 and encodes 188 amino acids.
GUCUUUUUCUCUGUUCAACUCCGUCAUCCCACUACACCUGGACUUGAACCAUCCUCAUCCUUGUUUCCAUAUUUUAUACCUGUACUAGCCCAUCCAUCAUUUAUCAUACCCCCUCCGAUGGAGCCUACCUUCCACGGUUCCACAUCAGAUACUGCGAAUCAAAACCAUUACAUGGCCGACUCUACGCAAUUCAAGAUGGUCAGCUCUACGCAACUCAACAUGGCUAGUGUGGGAGCACUUCGACCUACCGUCGCCUUACCGUUACCACGCAAGCGAGAGAUCACCGGCCUGCUCCUCCUGGCCCUCAUAUUCCCGUACCUCGCAAUAUAUCUGGAUGGCGGGUCUGCAGCGGUAGUAAUCUGCAACAUACUUCUCGUCCUGACCUUCUGGCCAAUCGGGAUCAUUCAUGGUCUCGUCUAUAUUUGCCGUGGUCGACAACAUCGAUCUAUGUCUCGACCCAUGCGGACCAGUCUUUGGAUCAAGAAUGAGCCGGAAAAGCAGCCGUUCCAGGACGCCUAUCGAGAAUCCAAACCCGAGAAUGCAUUCUCAAACCAAGGCCAAGAAGCAGAGCCCGUGAAGGAUCAGAGUAUCCCUACACGCAAAACAAUCACCUUGGGUCUACCAGAAUACGAAUAUCCACUACCCAGGAAGCAGGAGAAUCCAUUCCGUGACCAAUUCGUUUAGUUUGGCUAUUCCCGUUCUCCCGCCAUGUGGUACGAGGAUCAUGCAGCCCGAUUGUUUUCAACUUCUUACACAAACACGAGACCAUGCUAACGGUGCUUUGUACAGACCUAAUGUGGAAGCGAUUUCAAGGUCAUGGGCGGGAUAAGGAGAGGCAUGCACAUAUAGGCAACCCUGUGCUUCUCGAA